CCCUGAUGCUGAGCGGAAUCAUUGUUGGGCUUAAGUUUGCACCUGGGAAAGAAAGAAAAACCCAGAUUCUUAGUUUGCAGGCGCUCUCAAUGUCACGGCCAUCCGACAGAAUAGGAGAGGAACCUGAAGGGCAAAGGCUAAAAAGAUUGCUCCACCAAAGGAGAGCCCCCAGAAUCCUCUAGGGACUUGUUACUUAACUGUAACAGCAGUGUAAAGUUCUCAUUGGUUGACAGCAGACUUGUUCUUUAGUAUCUUUUCCCUCAGGGGUCCCCCCUUCCCCCCCCCCCACCUGAAUAGGAUUGUUGAGGUUGAGCUUGUACUCAGUGCAGCGAGGCUGCUCUUCCUAGCCACAGCGCUGUGUUUAAGCAAGUCGACUAGGGACGCCUCCAGAGUCAAGGUUACAAACAGCCUGUGGAUUCUUGGCUCAGUCCGGACUAGGGAGUGACGCUCUCUCGUGCGUACGUGUGUAUAUGUAUUUUUUUCUCUCCGCCUGGUUCUUCGUUCGUGUGGCCGCGUGCGUUCUUUCCAGGCAUUCCGGACGAGCGCUCCAGCUCAGACGUUUCUUUGCAGCGAGUUGUCGUCUCGAGCUGCCUGUCCUCUCUUGUUUCUGCGCUCUCUCCACGCCCUUCCCAGCUUCCUGUUAGCCAAAGGGAAUCGCUCUUUCUGAACGAAAAGUUCUCAGAGCGGAGCUGAACCUCCCGGAAAAUGCUCUCCUCUUCCGUGUGCGCCGGAUGGGGGUGGGCCCGAAACUAAACGCCACAGUAGAGGAGGCUGAAAGGACCCGAACUCCUUGGGCAGAGGUGGGAGAGGAAUCGGAGAGGAUGGCCGGGGCUGGCAGCCAGCACCACCCACAAGGAGGAGCGGCCCCCGGGGCCAGCGCGGUUUCCCCCACCGCUGCGGGACCCGGAGAGGAUUCGUCUGACAGUGAAGCGGAGCAGGAGGGACCCCAGAAGCUGAUCCGCAAAGUGUCCACCUCUGGACAGAUCCGGACCAAGACCAGUAUUAAAGAAGGACAGCUGCUGAAGCAAACCAGCUCUUUCCAGAGGUGGAAAAAGAGAUACUUCAAACUUCGAGGCCGAACGCUUUAUUAUGCAAAAGACUCCAAGUCCUUGAUAUUUGAUGAAGUUGACCUCUCAGAUGCCAGUGUCGCUGAAGCAAGCACAAAAAAUGCCAACAACAGCUUCACGAUAAUCACUCCAUUCAGAAGGCUGAUGCUAUGUGCUGAAAAUAGGAAAGAGAUGGAGGACUGGAUCAGCUCUCUGAAGUCAGUACAGAGCAGAGAACCCUAUGAGGUGGCCCAGUUUAAUGUGGAACAUUUCUCAGGGAUGCAUAACUGGUACGCCUGCUCCCACGCCCGGCCCACCUUCUGUAACGUGUGCAGAGAGAGCCUCUCUGGAGUUACCUCCCACGGCCUGUCCUGCGAAGUGUGUAAGUUCAAGGCUCACAAAAGAUGUGCAGUGAGGGCAACAAAUAACUGCAAAUGGACCACGCUGGCCUCCAUCGGGAAGGACAUCAUAGAGGACGAGGAUGGGGUUGCCAUGCCUCAUCAGUGGCUCGAAGGCAACUUGCCCGUCAGUGCCAAGUGUGCAGUUUGUGACAAAACAUGUGGCAGCGUUCUCCGCCUGCAAGAUUGGAAAUGCCUCUGGUGUAAAACCAUGGUACACACCGCCUGCAAAGACUUGUACCAUCCCGUCUGUCCUCUAGGCCAGUGUAAAGUGUCCAUCAUACCCCCGAUCGCACUGAAUAGCACAGAUUCUGACGGUUUCUGUAGAGCGACCUUUUCAUUCUGUGUCAGUCCUCUCUUGGUGUUCGUCAAUUCUAAGAGUGGAGAUAAUCAGGGAGUAAAGUUCCUUCGUCGCUUUAAACAGUUGCUCAACCCGGCUCAGGUGUUCGAUUUAAUGAACGGAGGGCCUCACUUAGGCUUAAGAUUAUUUCAGAAGUUUGACACCUUCCGGAUCCUUGUCUGUGGGGGCGAUGGAAGUGUAGGCUGGGUUUUAUCAGAGAUUGACAAGCUGAACUUGAAUAAACAGUGCCAGGUCGGGGUGUUGCCGCUGGGGACAGGCAAUGACCUUGCUCGAGUCCUUGGCUGGGGAGGCUCGUACGAUGACGACACGCAACUUCCUCAGAUUCUAGAGAAGCUGGAACGAGCCAGUACCAAAAUGCUGGACAGGUGGAGUAUCAUGACCUAUGAACUCAAAUUGCCAGCAAAGGCGUCUCUACUUCCUGAACCAGCGGAAGCUUCUGAAGGAUUUUAUAUGACGAUUUACGAAGACUCUGUUGCGAAUCACCUCACGAAAAUCCUCAAUUCUGAUGAACGUGCAGUAGUCAUAUCAUCUGCCAAGAUACUCUGUGAAACCGUGAAAGACUUCGUUUCCAAAGUGGAGAAGGCAUACGACAAAACACUGGAAAAUACAGUAGUAGCCGACGCUGUGGCCAGUAAAUGCUCAGUCCUGAAUGAGAAGCUUGAACAGCUGCUCCAAGCCCUGCACACAGACUCCCAGGCCAGUCGGGUUCCCCCCGGGGUCGGCCCUGCGAUCCCCGAAGAAGAUGCCCUGGAGUCCUCCAGUGAAGAGUCCCUGGGUGAGAGCAAGGACCAGCUCGUGAAUGACAUCGCGAAACCCUCCUCCCAGAAAGCCAUGAGACCCCGCGAAAUCAUGCUGCGCGCGAACAGUUUAAAGAAAGCAGUGAGGCAAGUCAUUGAAGAGGCUGGAAAAGUUAUGGAUGAGCAGACAGUUCAGCCCUGUGAGCCAAUUAGUCAACCUUGUGACUGUGAUAGCCCAGAAAGAGAUGAAUCUAAAGACGAUGAGACGAAAGAGGCGUUAGCAGCCAAAAUCACCUCUCAGUCUCCUGAUGCCCAAGCAAGUCGUGGUCAUUCCCAAACUGAUUCUGUUGCUGGUCCAGUUGUGGCCACCACCAAAGAAAAUCUGCCUGUGCUCAACACUAGAAUCAUCUGCCCAGGUUUAAGGGCCGGACUCGCCGCCUCCAUUGCUGGGAGUUCCAUCAUCAACAAAAUGUUGCUGGCAAACAUCGAUCCUUUCGGAGCAACGCCGUUUAUUGACCCAGAUCUGGAUUCCCUAGAUGGCUACUCGGAGAAAUGUGUCAUGAACAAUUACUUUGGGAUUGGAUUAGAUGCAAAAAUUUCAUUAGAAUUUAAUAAUAAGAGAGAGGAGCACCCUGAAAAAUGCAGAAGCCGAACUAAAAACUUGAUGUGGUAUGGAGUUCUGGGGACCCGGGAGUUAUUACAGAGAUCAUACAAGAAUCUUGAGCAAAGGGUUCAACUUGAGUGUGAUGGCCAAUACAUUCCUCUCCCCAGCUUGCAAGGCAUAGCGGUGUUGAACAUCCCCAGCUAUGCAGGAGGCACCAACUUCUGGGGCGGAACCAAAGAGGACGAUAUAUUUGCCGCGCCCUCGUUUGAUGACAAGAUCCUGGAAGUCGUGGCCGUGUUUGACAGCGUGCAGAUGGCAGUAUCGAGGGUCAUUAAGUUGCAGCAUCAUCGGAUAGCACAGUGCCGCACGGUCAAAAUCACUAUAUUUGGUGACGAGGGCGUCCCAGUGCAGGUGGAUGGUGAAGCGUGGGUUCAGCCUCCCGGGAUCAUCAAAAUAGUACACAAAAACAGAGCUCAGAUGCUAACGAGAGACAGAGCCUUUGAAAGCACUCUGAAGUCUUGGGAAGACAAGCAGAAGUGUGACCCCAGUAAGCCGGUUGUUCGGACAAACGUGUACGUCCAUCCCGCAGCCGACCUGGCAACAGAAGAGCUGUCACAGAUGCGCCUCUGCUCCCAGGCCGCGGAGGAGCUCAUCACUAGGAUUUGCGAUGCAGCCACGAUUCACUGUCUCCUGGAGCAGGAACUAGCUCACGCGGUGAACGCGUGCUCGCAUGCUCUGAACAAAGCCAACCCGCGCUUCCCGGAGAGUCUUACGAGAGAUACUGCCACUGAAAUAGCCAUCAACGUUAAGGCGCUAUAUAAUGAAACAGAGUCUUUGCUAGUUGGCAGGGUCCCUUUGCAGUUGGAGUCUCCCCACGAAGAGCGGGUGUCCAGUGCCUUACACUCCGUGGAGGUGGAGCUGCAGAAGUUAACCGAGAUCCCCUGGCUUUAUUACAUCCUCCGCCCCAACGAGGACGAGGAGCCUCCUAUGGAUUGCACCAAAAGAAACAGCAAAAGCACAGUCUUUCGUAUAGUGCCAAAGUUUAAAAAGGAAAAGGCCCAGAAACAGAAAAUGAGUUCACAGCCUGUUCAGAAUUGGGGCACAGAGGAAGUUGCUGCUUGGCUGGAUCUGCUCAAUUUGGGAGAGUACAAAGACAUCUUCAUCCGUCAUGACAUCAGAGGGGCUGAACUUUUGCAUCUGGAAAGACGGGAUCUGAAGGACCUGGGGAUACCGAAAGUGGGUCAUAUGAAGCGAAUUCUCCAGGGAAUUAAAGAGCUUGAAAGGAACCCUCCCCACUGGGUCUGAGGCGUGGUCACACUGGUGCUAUUUCUGGGAAGAGAGGUCCUUGCCGCUCAGUGCAGAGCUCUUGGAAGCUGCUGGCUGUUCCUGUGACUGUAUAGAGAAGCAUCUCUGGAGCACCUCUCUGGAUCCAUGUUUUGCUGUGGGUGAAAGUUCUGUGAGGUAGUAGAUUUUGUGCCAAAAGAAAAAAGAAAUCAUUCCACAAAGCCAUUUUCUCAUUGUGCAAACCUGACAUGCUAGAAAAUUCUCAGAGCGGUGAAGAAGGAUCAGAAACGAUUGCUUUGUCUAAAAAGGUGGAAUUGCUUGCCCCUCAUUCUCCUUGGAUCUGGGCUGGCUGGAGAUCCUUAGGUUGACCUCCACAGUGAGCAGCUGGAAUUUCUCAGGCUUCAUUAGCAAAGGCAUUGGCUCCUUCUAAGUAGGAGAUAAGAGAUAGGGAUUGUGUUUUGAGUUUUUCACCCUAAGAUCCAGUAUCUACUGGUCCAAGAAUAAGGUGAAACCAACCCAUCACAUACUAUGAAUGAUGCAGGUUGAAUGCACGAUGCUCCUGCCUGACUUGUCUUUCUUUUUCUUGCAUGUCAUAUAUUGUUAUAAUAUUCCAAUAGCUUUAAUGUCUAUUAUAGUGAAAUUUAAUUUAUUACCACCCAGCUACCCAAGCACUUUUUGGUUGGUUCAGGGCACUUUUUCUUCGGUAUGGACAUUUGAGUAAAUUAUUCUAUACCUAAGACUCUGUGAACGUUCGUCUGUGCCAUGAUCAACAGAUGAUAUGCAUCUUAUGCAAACCAAAUUAUUCGCCUAUCCCAAACCAUGGGUGUGUGCAUAAAGAGAAUUAUUGGGCAUUUUCGUAAGCUUACAUGUUCUGUUGCCUAACAAAACCUAUUGCAACUUUCCAAACCCAAAUCUCACAUUUGUCCCCAUUUAUUUUUUUCAAAUUUUAGUUUAAUAACCAUUUUAAGUUCUGCUUGAGUUUGUAAGACUGUGGACAUGUCGGAAUUUUGCAAGGUCUCAGUUGAGACUUGUUCACUGAGGUACCUGGACUAGCUGAAGUGAUCAUUUACAGGAACUCCCCGAUGGAAGAAAUUUCAUUUUAUUUCUUAAGGGCUUUUUGUAUUAUUAUCUCACAUACAUUUUGAUAGUUUAUCAGGUAGAUAUUAUUUUCCUUUUUCUAAAUCAUUAUAUGGCAGUGUUGCUCAAUAGAAUUAUCAGGUAUUUGAGGGCCAAAGGUAUACAUGUCAAAACAGUAAAAAUUAUCUUUCUAUGUGUUUUCUGGUCACCGUAUACCAAAAAUCAAUUGUACUAUUUGGAAGUUCUAUAGGUAAGAGAAGCAAGCAGGUUGCUGACCCCAUGGAAAUGGCUUUGAUCAGGUAAUCUGCUAGCUGCUCAGAUUCAUGUGCACAUAUGUGCCAUAUACCUUUACCUGCAUGUAUACGCCUACUGACAUAUUGUCUUGAGAUAUAGUAUCCCUUCUUUCUAACUUGGGUAUUUACUAGUUAAAAAUUUAAAAAAAAAAAAAAAAAAGGAAAGAACAAAAUUUAGAUACCUUAAAAAUAAAUGAAGGCCAGGUCUGAAUUUCAGUUUCAGAGUUUUUGCCUAGGAAAGUCGGGGCCUUGGCUCUACCAUAGCAGGGCAAAUCCAGAGGAACCAACAGACAAACCCUGACCAUAUAUGUAAGUCUGUCUAUAUGUUUUACCUAAGUUGUGCACGAUGGAACUUUCCAAAGAUAAUUCCUAUUAAGGCUUUUGAGCUGAUAAUAAGCCAGUCACUUAGCGAUUUUAAUGUUGAGCUUCACACCUCUAAAGUUCCUUUUAUAUACCCCCUGGUGAGUACCUUGCCAACAUUUCCUGUGAAACCAGGUUGAGAAAGGGGUGGGGAGGAGACUCCUUGUAUAAAGAGUGUAUUAAUAUAAAAAUCAUUAUUGGGUUUUCACCUCCCAAAUACAUGUAUCAACAAGAAAAGACUCCCUAAUGGCUGCUGCCCUAGGGUGUGCAAUGAUUGGCUUGUUGUUGUUGCUGUUUGACAUCUUUUUCAGUUCCCGCUAACACCUUUUUGUAUUCUGUAAAAAUCCAGACCCAUGGAAACCUUAAUUAAGUAGAAUGGCUUUGGGGUUGUCACUUGGAGAUGACAAUUUGGAUGAGCGGUUUUGGGGUGUGUGAGCAUUUUUCUCUGUAAUCUGUGCCUUCGUGAAUCUGGGCUGGACUCCAGGGAGUUCUGGCUCCUGUGUGCCACCAGGGUACUCUCGCAGUCUCCUUCAGCCUCUGCUGGUGUCGCAGAGAAACUGUCUUAUCCUGCUUGGGGCUUCGAAAUGAGGAAAGUAGGCCUUGCCUCUCACUGGGUUCCAUUCACAUCUGGAGAGUGAGUGGCCUCACGUGUGCACUGACUGCAGCUUGCUCUUCUCUCUUCCGGAUUAUUUCAUGUUCACUUCUUCCCUUUCCUGGAAGAAGAGGAACAGAGUCAGGUUUAAGUAAAACUCCAGGCUUCCAGGCGACUGGCCGUUUCUCACUCAUGUCUGCUCAAAUUCUCAAUGUUUUCUGUUCUCCUUUCUCCAUCAGUUACUCCAUGGCAAAAUGUUUAGGGGAACCAGAUUUUCAGCUUGCUAGAUAACUGAAGCAAAUUAAUGGUUUAGGUCAUGUGGAGACAUACUGCUGUGGUUGAGAAGAGACAAACAGUGGGUGUCCAGAUCUGUCCUGUCUGCUAUUUUAACCACUGAACACCCGUGACUAUUAAAUUAAGCUUAUUCUUACUAGAAACCCCAUUUAUCAGUUGCACUACCUACCUUUUGAGUUGCCCUGUAACCACAGAUGAAGAACCAUUGAAGAACCAUUUCCACCAUUGCAGAGACGUUUCAUUUGACUGCUCCUCAAAAUGUGGUUCAAGGGCCAUCAGUUUUAAUGCUGUCUGGGAGCUUACAAAAAUGCAGAAUCUGGGAAUGGACAAGAUGGUUCAGCAGGGUCUGACACCAGGUUUGAUACCAGAUGUCAUCUAAAAGGGGAAGGAGAAACACUUAUAGACUUGUCUUCUGACCCCCAUAUAUCCACCAUGGUGUGCUCACCCACCUAUGGCCUGUUACGUACACACACAUAAUAAAUAGGUAAAAAAUUUAAAUGCAGAACCUCAGGUCCACUCCAGGUCUGCUGAAUCCAACUCUUCCUUUUAGUCAGAUUCCUCGGAUCUCCUCAUCCCUUGGGGACUUUGAAGUUUCCAUGGACCCACACUUGGCUCACUUUGAUCUUCCUGUGGUAUCUUCAGUUACUCUUGACUUAAUUCACACUGAACAUUUCAGAAGAAUGUGUCCUGAGCUAAAGAUUAGGCAGUCUCCAUCCCCUUGCACAUUUUCAUUUUCUUGGGUCAGUAGAUUAUCCCAUCGACAUAGUUCAUGCUUGAAGGCACACACAUUAAAUGAAUCAUUAGAUAUACAAAAGGAAAAAAAAAAACAUCAGAAUGAUUACAAGAACAGUGAAUGUGUCAUUUGAACUCUGAAAGCAGACAUGUUUUUCUAGAUUUAAAUCUCUUUGUCUUACACUAACUUAUAUUAGUUUUCACAUGGUUCAUAAUCCCUUAAAAAUAGUUCCUGAAAAAAACAGUAUGUUCUUGGCCUUCAAAUUCAAAUUCAUUCUUUGAGAUCUUUUUCCAGUGAUUUGUGAGGAAUCUGCCCCUUAAUUAUUUUUAUAUUUUGAUAUAAAUUACCCAAACAUAACUUCCUAACUUCUCUGAUAUGUAAGAUCUUACUACUUUUGACUUCAUGGGUUAUUUUGACAUCAAAUGACAAGCUAUGAAAUGAAAAACCGUAGGCGAGCCCUCCAUACACCACUGCUAAAGUAAAUCAUUUCCACCUGCAACCAAACUAGAGCACAUAGUGAACUUCCAUUUUCCAAGGAUAAAUUCUUUAGGGAUAUCAAUUUUAAUUUAGCUGUAGAAAUCAAUUCCCUUUUCAACUCUGACAAGUGGAGUAUUUUCUUGGCUCUCAAUGGACACAUUCUCUGUCUGAAGUUGAUUAGAUAUUCUGGCUAGUGGGACUGCUUUGCUAGUGGGACUGCUUUGCUAGUGGGACUGCUUUGCUAGUGGACCAGCUGUCUAGUGGAACUGCUUUGUUGGUGGAAAAGCUGGCUGGUGGGACUGCUUUGGUGGUGGAACUGCCGUCUAGAGGGACUGCUUUGCCAGUGGCUUCCACAACGUGGAUGCUUGGUCUCCUCUUUUCACUGCCCCACCCCAAGGGUAGCCAGCCCUUCCUCUCCCUUGUUUCUGCUGUAGCAUCCCUCAGUUGACUUUUGUGUCACAAUCUCUGUCAUCCUGGUACUAAUACCUUAGCAAUAGGAUUCCUUUGCAAAGAAGCAGCUAGAACUUUUAGAGGGUGGUAAUUGUUUGUUAUUUUAUAGUAAGCAAAGCAUUAUUUUUUUAUUAUUAUUUUCCCAGGUUUUGUUUAGAGAUGUUUAUGUUGGAAGAAAAUAUAUAAAGAUUUGUUGAUACAGAGAACAGAGAGUUAAAGACAGCUGGACUGUAACUACUUUUUGUAUAGUUCUCUCUGUUGUUUCCAGGUAAAGAAAUUAAACAGAAUAACCAAGACUGCAUUAACUAAUAAUAAUGCUUAACAUAGACUCCACAUUAUAUAUUAUAGGUGAACAACUUACUUUAAUUUAAGAUAUAUUUACAUGAUUUAAUAUACUCGUAAUUUCUUGGACUUCCAAGUUUUAGUUGGAAAAUAAAAAACAAGCCACAGCUUAAAAUUAUUUUAAAAUCCAGGUAAAAACACUCCCUUUUACAAGUUACCCAUGUAUAAGGCUUUGUAAGUAGCCUGGGCACUUCAUAGUAUGUACAUUGCAAGAGUAAGUUCAUCAAGCCCAUCCGAACACAGGGUUGCUUAUAAAAAUGCAUUAAAAUGAAGACCUUUCACACUCAGCGGAUGCUAUGGAAGUAGGACAGUGCGGUUAAACGCAUAAGCAAACAAGGAAGGAGAGUGUGCUCUGUGAACCUGGAUGUUCUACUGCACUGUAGUCCACACAGCCAGCUUAACCCUUUCUACGUCUAGCUUUCGGAAUACACAGGCAGCUGAAGGCUGCUCACAGUGCUGAUAGCCGGUAGCUAGUUCUGGGAAAAGUUCGGGUAUUUCUAAAACCCAGUUUUGUAAGUUAUAUACUGUAUACUGAAGAUGACUAAUACAUUGGAGUAAUAUAUUUAUCUAGCGCUGAUAAAUAUAAAAAUUAUUUUCAAACCUUCAAGUAAAUUACAUUGACUUUUUGCUUUUAAGUGAGAUAAAAGUCACGUGUAUGUUUAAAUCUCUAUUUGUACAGUAGCUUUCUCCUUUUACUGGUGUUAUUAAUUUUCGUAUUACAUUUUUUCUUACCUUUUUUAUACCAAAAGAAGUAUCAUGCUGGUUAUUCAAACUUGCCAAGAUUUGAGUUUGCAAGACUUGGCAGACAAGAUAUUUAAUAACAAGCAGAAACAAAGCUUUGUAUAUUUUGUGGCUUUCGGGGCAAGAAUUGUACCUUUGAUUUUUCUCUCUGUGGGACAGUGCUGACGUCAGCAUUGUCCCUUGAAGGCAGUAUUACUUAGGACCGGUUGUAUAAAUCAGUGCCCUUAUUUAUUAUGUUGUGAAAUGUACUCUUUAUACAGAAUACAUAUUCUACUCCUUUCAUUUUUACUGCUGUUGCCUGAAGUGUAACAACUCUGUUAAUAGUUGACUUAUAUACUUGAAAUGCUCAUUUCUGUCAAACAGAUGCCCGGUGUUUUCCUUCUAAAAACAAAAACAAACAAACAAAAAACAAAACUAUUUUCUUUCCUGUCUUAGGUAACUGAGUUGUAGUUACCAUCAUAGGAACUUUGCUACAAAAUGAUUUUUAUAUCUAAAAAGGCACAAUACAGAAAGAAAGCACUAAAAUGAAUAAUGAAGUCAGCAGCUCCAUUAUGCUCUGUUUUAACCAAUAUAGGUUAUGUUUUCAAUAUGUAACUUUUUUCUUGUGGUAGAUUUUUUUUUUUCCCGGUAGGGACAUGUCUGUGUUUGCACUGGCCAAUGUGGCAUUCUGAUAAGCGUUGAAUCUUGACUCCUCCCAAAGAUUUCAUACCUCUAAUGUUUAGCCCUUGGUUCCAAAGUCUGUGUUUGAAACCUGUUUCCUGGCUUUGUGCUGUCCUGCAAAUGGAACCCAUGGUGGGUAACUGCUUAUUUCUAUCAAGUAACCAGAAAGUUUAACUAAUUUCAGUACUUCUAUUUGGAUGUAUUUUUGACUCAAGUUUAAAAACUUAAACAUUUAAAAUGUAGUUUGCACAACAUAUCAUGCAGAAUAAAAUCGCUUAUUUUCAAAAGGAAGGAAAAGCCAGUGAAUGCUGUAAAGCAAUCGCUUUAAUCCCUAACUCUGACUGUUUCUCCUCUGUUUUAUGAAGUAAACAGCAGGUGAAUUGUGAGCCAUUUAAACCCACUAGGAGAUUAAGAAGUAAUUUGAUUUUAAUGGCAGAGCUUUACAUUUCACUAUCAUGGAUGCAUUUAUUGAGGAUAGAAAAAAAAUGAGGAUAUGUUAGAAACCUAGAUGUUGUAGGAACCUGAGGCAGUUUGGCAAGGCCCAGGGACAGAGAGUCUGAACACACAUCUUUCGCUUUGUGUCACAGAGGGGCAGAGCACAUGUGAAAUCUCUUACAUGGUGGGCACCGCGCCCAGGAAGCGCUCCUCUGCUCAGGUCUGAAGUCCUGCCUAGAAGCUAGCUAAUUAACUCUCCAGGGAGCCGGUCUUACUGCAGGCAUUUACAGGUCAGUUAAGGAGGCCGAGUGCGGUGAGCUAACCCCUGAGAUAUUUAGAACUGCUCCUGCACAAGUUCAUCCACCAGACAGAGGUGUCUGUACCUUCUCAACUGCACAACAGGCAUGGGCUCGUCAACAGGGCUUGGUUGGUUCCUCUAAAGGACACGAUAAAGGUGAGUCCAUCCAUCCGAUGAACACCCAAGACACUUUCCAUGAAUUAGCUGAGCCUUGAAAUGUGUUAGCUGGGAUACAUUUCCCCUUAUUCGAGAAAAUACUUGUCUUUCCAUUCACAGUAUUUACAUAGAAUUGACCUCUUGGCUCUGAAGAGGCUUCUUCGGUUCCACCUUGUCACUGGCUCAUUGUGUCUUUUGUACAACUAAUAUAUUUUGGUGCCUUGGGUUCCCAGUUCAAAAAUUUGCCUGACACUGCCAGUUACAAGUAAUCAAUCAUUUUUUUACUAUAGGAAAGGACAGAUAUCCCUGUGAAUCCUACCUAUUUACCAUUUUUUUUUUUUUUUUUGCCAGUGACAUUUUAGAUAUAAAGAGAGGCAUCCCAGUUAUAACAUGAAAAAGAAAUAUCUAAUCUGGUAACCGUUGUUAGAAAUAAAAGCAUAGGACAAGUGGCUAGCGUACUUGUGCUGCAAGUGUGAAGCCCUGGAUCAAUCCCAACAUUGUAAGGAAAAAAAAAAAAAAAAAGAAAGUGAAGUUAAAUGAGUAACACCUGCCCAGACAGGCCAUGGGUCUUGUAAUCAGUGUGUUACUCAUUUCAGCUAGGAAAGAACUCCUGAAAUCUUCAAACGGUUAAGGCAGUCUCCAGUUUUCCGUGUUCACAUUAAGUGGCUAUUUUAUUGAGAUGAAUAUAGUCUUCAGCCAAGGCCCUCACUUUCCUUAGAGUAAUUGUCCCAAGAGACGCCAUAGCUGCUUAGAAGUAGAGCAACAGGAUUCCUUGUCCACUUUCCCCUGUGAUGUGACCUUUUUGAUAUUUAAGAAACGUCCAAAAAAAAAAAAGUCAUCUCUGAUCUAGAGCAUGGCUUCCUCCCUCCAUUCUCAGGCUUGGAAUAGUAUUCCGUUGUACAGCGCACCUCCAAAACACCCCACAGAGAAACAAGCAGAUGUUGUCCUGAUUAUUGCCACAGUGGAAAUCCAGGACUGCUGGAGGGAAGUUUGUUAGAAACCAGGCUGUAGCAGCAGUUAAAGAAGUGGGAGCUUAUUUUCACGUGACACUUUGAUCUAGCCACUGUCGGGCUCUUCCUUUGAUUUUAGUCAAUCAGCGAAGAAGAAGCCGUGCCAUCUGAUUGUGCUCUGAAGGGUUCUUGGUCAAAUCUGGCAGUUACUGUACCAUAGCUUAGUAACUCAGAGCUCUUGUGGCAUUCCUCUCCCAGGACUGGAAUUCCAAGAAGGUAAACACCAUAUGACACAGGGAAAAAGACUAAGUUGGAAUUCAUCUGCAUUGGGUUUUGUUUGUUUUGAGUUUAUUUGAAUUUUUGAGAUACGGUCUUAACACGUGGUUCUAUUCCAGGCUGGCCUCAAACUCACUAUGUAGCUCAAGAUAGCCUCAACUUGUAAUCCUUUACCACAGCCUCCCUAUAGCAUGUUUUUGUUAUUUGUCUUAGCAUAAUAAUGACAACUUAGCUUUCAGGAUGACAGAGCUCAACAUGAUUAUUGUAGAAUGAUUUAACUGGGAGAAAUGAUUUUGCUGGGGAUCUGUUUCCACAGUGACCUGUCAUAGAGAGGACCCUAAUAUAGCUAUAAUUUCAGCACUUGUCCUGUUACAGACGUCAGCUGGCUGGCACCGGUGUUUGGUGUGCAAAUGAGAAAAGCCCCGGUACCCAUAGUUCUUUUGUUCCUUCAACUUUUACUUGAAAAGCCUGCAGAAAGAUAACACAGUGUUUAUGACAUUAUGUAAAUUAUGUUUUUCUGAUGAGAAAUUUAUAAUCUAAAAUAUGGAACAAAACAAAUGCUUCAUGCUAAUGGAGGUUUUGGAUUAUUUUAAAGGGUUUUUUUUGUUUUGUUUUGUUUUUAUGCAGCUGUGUAUUCCUUUUUUUUUUUACCAUCUCAAAAGUUCAAAUGGCAUCUUGAGUUCUGUGUCUUCUUGUCUGUGGUAAAGGAAUUUCACUGCCUUGGUUAAGUCUUUACCAUUUUUCUUUCCUGUGCUUUUGCUAAUUCUUCAGCAACUCAGUUUUCUACUUCUGUUCUCUCUUCCCAGAGUACAGAGAUGCAAAUUUCCUCUGUCUUCUCUUUGCUGAAAGUCACUGAGUAGGCAGGCUCUCCUGCUCCUUAGGAACAUAUGGAUGAGAGUCUGUAGGACUUUGCCCAAAGAAUGGUUAACUGAGCACCAUGCAGGGGAGCAAAGGGCCAAUCAGUGACUCCAGUACCACCUGCCCUGCCACCCUGUAGGCAUCCUCUGUCUUUCUAACCUUUCUAACACAGGAAUGUAGAACAGCUGUGGGGGGGUGGGGGGUUAGUACCUUGGCAUAAUGACAUGCCACAGGUCAGCUCAUCCAAGAAACAGUGCAAAUUCAAUAUUCUGUGCACAGUUGAAUAGCCUCCAGCUUGGAAUGCUUUUGCUUCAGCCUUCCUACAACAUGCUUUUGUUGAUUGUUCUUGUUGGUGUUUAAUCUGUCUCAGUGAUAAGAACCUUCAGGCUAAUAUUUUAUCCAUACUUCAUGUAUAUCCCAAGUUUUUCUGUUAAUAUCAUAAUCAGUUACACACACAUCCCUCACUGAAUUUCUCUAUUUUUGUAGACCCAGAGUCUAGCUAGCACAUAAUAGGAGUUUGACAAAUGUUUUUGAAUUAUAUUUUUAUACUGUCACAACUAAAAGCUCAGAACACCUUGAAAGUCUUGUGUUUGCAAGGACGCAUGACCCCUGUGCAGACAAGCAGAGCAUCAAUAGACAAAAGCAAUUGUCUUGUCAAGGAUCAUCACUUGAUAAUCUCAUUUCUUUACAUCAGAAAAAAAAAAAUCGCCAGAUCUGAAUUCUUGUUUCUGGAAGUGAGACAUAAAUUUCAACAUCACUGCUAAAAUCUUGCUUGUAAGUCAUACAGUUGCCCUACAGAUUGACUUUCUGUUCUACACACUCAUUACUUACAGUCCUCCUAGACAAAUAUAUAUAUAUUGAUUAUGAGAGUUGGAAAGGAAUAAAAAACAAUAACAAAGGUGAAAUUCUUAAAUAGUAUUUACCCAAGAAGACACAUAAAAUUUGUGUGAGUUUGGACCACUUUUUGUUAAUGACUAUUAUAUCACAAACAUAGAAAGAUCUGUGACUGUCAUCACCCUUACCAAACAUAAAAAUUUGCUGUUACCUGUGGGCCUGCUUUCCUUUAUUAGUCUCUUAAGCCAUGCUACCAUGUCCCCGAAUAAUGAUAAAAGUUAACACAGCGCUCUUUAAAUUUCUUGAAUGGAGGGCUGUCUGCUAGGCACUUGGAGAGCUCUCCCUACCUGCUGUAACCUUGCCAGUCACUUAGAUGCUGAGGAUACAUACAGGUAAGAUAAGCAGGACUCUUGUCUGAUAGAGUUUAAAUUUGUUCUCAAAUUGCUCUUGCUAAAGUCUUGUUUAAGAAAUUAGGAAGGCUUUCAAACAAGCAAACAAAAGCAGUUUCUUCUCUAAGGUUAUUUCAGUCAAGUCUCCUUCCACCCCACCACCCUCCGAAACUAGCCAAAUCUGAGUAAUCAAGAAGCAGUCUCAUCUCUAUUUCCACAACUGUUGCAUUGUCGUGUCAGCCGUAGUUCGGGCCUUUGCUGAUCAAGAGUGUGCCUCCUUAAUCCUGUAUUAUGCUACUUCCACUCCUAGAGGGCUGUGCUUGAACUCAAGCGUCUGCUUCACAGAACAGACGUAAAUCUCAGGUUUAUUUGGGGAAGGCAGAAAUUCAUGACAUUUGUAGCAGAGUAUAUGAGGUGACAUUGUAGACCCACGGGAGAGGAUGGAGGUCAUGCAGCGAUGCCUUCUAGCAGAUCGGGAGCUCUGUUUGAAGCUGUGGGUUCGUGUUGGCACCUUAGACCUCCUUAGUGGAGAGUAGGAAGUAAUGACAUUAAACAGUCGCAUACUUAGCCCAGCAUAUAGUAAUAGACUAGUAUUUGUAUGCCACAAGGUUCUGAUCUGUAGAUGAAACAGCAAACAUGAGUUAGGAUACUGACUUCUGAAUAUUUACUGAUGGAUAGGCUAUAGGUUUCCUUUGGGAGAAUGAAGAAAUAAACUGUCUUUAUUUUUACUGUCAGUAACGCGGGGAGUGGGGAGGGCUUUGCAGAUUUGUAUUUCACAUUUCAAUAAGUAUAUCUUGAAAUCACUGUUUCCCAACAUAUAAAUUGCCAACCAUUUCUGUGUCCCUUAGCAAAAGAAAGGUCUCAACUUGAAAACUUUUAUGCUUAGUUCAACUUUGUAGAAGGUCCACAAAAGAAGGGGGCAAGGAAGGCUUGGCCCUAUAGCUUUCUAUCCAGCACAUGCACAUCUCAGUAAUGAUAAUCAGAACUGAUUUUCCUCCUGAUAUCACCAUGGUUAAAACCUAAUAGUGUAGUUCCUUCUCCUCCUUAUAUUGCAAAAAGAUAGUUUUAAUUCAGUCUUGCCAUAUUUAUAGCUAAGAUUGUACUACAUUUUGGUAGUCUGUUUUGAAACUAAAUACUUGUAUCUAAAAGAUGCAGACAAAGUCUGCCUAUUUAUUACACAGCGGGCUCUGUUUGCUACAGAAAAGAGUGAAACUUUUACCAGCUUAGCACACUUGCCAUUGAAAUGUACCUGACAGAGCAGAGGUUACAACUUUGGCUCUAAUUACUUUUAAUAAUGAUAAAACGUGAGUUUUGUUUGUUUACAUGCUGUUUACAAUGGCAUAAUUUUUAAAAUCUAUAUGACAAUUGAGAUAUUUAUUGCAUACUAUUUUAAAGAUGUUUUAAUGUGUUUUCACCUUUGGAAUAUAUUGUUACAUUUCCUUGUACAGAUAAUUUGGGUGGCUUUGUUAAUGUAGCUAAUAAUUUUUAUGACUACUAAGUGACCAGUUUCGGUGCCUUCUAUUGUGGGGUGCAUGACUCUGUAUUUAUUGUAAGGAAGUCACUGAUGUGUGUAUUUUUGUACUUUGCUGAGAGUAAUGGUUGGUGUACAUGAUGAUGAGAGACGUCUUUCCCAAAGGGCACUGCCUUCAGAUUGACCUUCUCAAAUAAAAAAGACUGCAUUUGAA
Meriones unguiculatus (Mongolian gerbil) is the source of this 16330-nucleotide messenger RNA. It is a transcript of the gene Dgkh, whose product is annotated as diacylglycerol kinase eta. NCBI's taxonomy places the organism in Eukaryota, Metazoa, Chordata, Mammalia, Rodentia, Muridae. Bases 732 to 4451 code for a protein of 1239 amino acids. The transcript has 31 exons. Gene Ontology annotation, biological process: lipid phosphorylation; intracellular signal transduction; diacylglycerol metabolic process. Gene Ontology annotation, molecular function: ATP-dependent diacylglycerol kinase activity; protein binding. The record is from RefSeq and is a predicted model, not a curated record.